GGAGGGGAGGGGGGUUCCUAGGAAGGAUGCGCAGCACCCAGGUUUUACUUCUCGCUGGAAGCCCGCGUGAGAUGCCGUAAGCAGCUGCAGCGGCGACCACGGCAGCGGCGGCGACAGUGGUGAACUCCGCCUGUCAUUUCUGCCUUCAGGUUUCUGGCAAGUCAGGAAAAAAUAGAAAACAGCUGGCUGGUGGGAGCGAGCUGCCCAGGUGACCCGAAGAAAAGCGCAGUCUCGGAGCCGCUGCUGCAUCACCGUGCAGAGGAGCCUGCCUGGCAGAACUCAAACCGUCCUCACCCCCUUCACGAUUUGGUCGCCUUGAUCCUUCUAUACUAUAUUUUUGUUUUUUGGAAGUUUUUCCCCCUCUUUUUGUUAAACUACCCCUAAAAGAUUUAUUUUUUUUAAAAUCUGAUUGCCUCACCUUUCUUUCCCAGCUUUUCCCAUUCCCAAUUUCCCCCCUAAAAACAAACACUUAUAAGACACCACCACCACUACCACCCCCGACGACAGUCGCACCUGCACCGCCUGCAGGCGCCGGACCUCCCCGCCGACCUCCCACUCCCUGCGCGCGGGUUCCGGGCCCGGCGACAGGGCGCGAGCGCAGGCCGAGGCCAUGGAGGUGACGGCGGACCAGCCGCGCUGGGUGAGCCAUCACCACCCCGCGGUCCUCAAUGGGCAGCACCCGGACACGCACCACCCGGGCCUCGGCCACUCCUACAUGGACCCGGCGCAGUACCCUCUGCCGGAGGAGGUGGAUGUACUUUUUAACAUCGAUGGCCAAGGCAACCACGUCCCGUCCUACUACGGAAACUCGGUGCGGGCCACGGUGCAGAGGUACCCUCCGACCCACCACGGGAGCCAGGUGUGCCGCCCGCCGCUGCUGCACGGGUCCCUGCCCUGGCUGGACGGCGGCAAAGCCCUGGGCAGCCACCACAGCGCUUCGCCUUGGAACCUCAGCCCCUUCUCCAAGACGGCCAUCCACCACGGCUCCCCGGGGCCGCUCUCCGUCUACCCGCCGGCCUCGUCCUCCUCCCUGUCGGCCGGCCACUCCAGCCCGCACCUCUUCACCUUCCCGCCCACCCCGCCCAAGGACGUCUCCCCGGACCCGUCCCUGCCCACCCCGGGCUCGGCCGCCUCGGCCCGGCAGGACGAGAAGGAGUGCGUCAAGUACCAGGUGCCGCUGCCAGAAAGCAUGAAGCUCGAGUCGGCGCACUCCCGCGGCAGCAUGACCACGCUGGGGGGCGCCUCCUCGUCGGCCCACCACCCCAUCACCACCUACCCGCCCUACGUCCCCGAAUACAGCUCCGGACUCUUCCCCCCCAGCAGCCUGCUGGGCGGCUCGCCCACCGGGUUCGGGUGUAAGUCGAGGCCCAAGGCGAGAUCCAGCACAGAAGGCAGGGAGUGUGUCAACUGUGGCGCCACCUCAACCCCACUGUGGCGGAGAGAUGGCACGGGACACUACCUCUGCAAUGCCUGCGGUCUGUACCACAAAAUGAACGGACAGAACCGGCCCCUCAUUAAACCGAAGCGAAGGCUGUCGGCAGCAAGAAGAGCAGGUACGUCCUGUGCAAAUUGUCAGACCACCACCACUACCCUCUGGAGGAGGAAUGCCAACGGGGACCCCGUCUGCAACGCAUGUGGCCUCUACUACAAGCUGCACAAUAUUAACAGGCCCCUGACCAUGAAGAAAGAAGGAAUCCAGACCCGAAACCGAAAAAUGUCUAGCAAAUCCAAAAAAUGCAAAAAGGUGCACGACGCGCUGGAGGACUUCCCCAAGAGCAGCUCGUUCAACCCCGCGGCCCUCUCCAGACACAUGUCCUCCCUCAGCCACAUCUCCCCCUUCAGCCACUCCAGCCACAUGCUGUCCACUCCAACCCCGAUGCACCCGCCCUCCAGCCUCUCCUUCGGACCUCACCACCCCUCCAGCAUGGUCACCGCGAUGGGCUAGGACCCCCCGCGCGCCGCGGGGCAGGGCUCCGGGCCGGGGUCCCUCCUGCCCCUUAUACUUGCAUUUUUGCAGGAGCAGUAUCAUGAAGCCUAAAGCCGAUGGAUAUAUGUUUUCGAAGGCAGACGGCAAAACGAUGUUUGCCGCUUUGGAAAAGGCGCUUGCUGUGGUGUCUGUGUUCUCGACCACUGAAUCUGGAUCCCAUUUGUGAAUAAGCCAUUCAGACUCAUAUUCCCUAUUUAACAGGGUCUCCAGUGCUGUGAAAAAAAAAAAAACAUGCCGAACAUUGCAUAUAACUUAUAUUGUAAGAAAUACUGUACAUUUGAGGACAACUUCAUGACACCUGAGCUAUAAGAAGGUCAUGAAGGACGCCGAGAAUUUUUAAGGAAUAUGGGGGGGACAAUAGAAGUGUGGAAAUUAAGAAGCAACUAGGUCUGAUAUUCAAAUGAAACGAACAAACUGCCAGUUUUGGUUUCCUUUCACUGGCCACAGUUUGAGGCAUUAAAAGAAAAAGGAAAAAAAAAAAAAAAAAGAAAGAAAAAAGAAAAAAAAAUCAUAAGAAAAAGUCGUAGGCAAA
Choloepus didactylus (southern two-toed sloth) is the source of this 2519-nucleotide messenger RNA. It is a transcript of the gene GATA3, whose product is annotated as GATA binding protein 3. Gene Ontology annotation, biological process: embryonic organ development; positive regulation of transcription by RNA polymerase II; cell fate commitment. Gene Ontology annotation, molecular function: zinc ion binding; DNA-binding transcription factor activity, RNA polymerase II-specific; RNA polymerase II cis-regulatory region sequence-specific DNA binding. Gene Ontology annotation, cellular component: nucleus. The transcript has 6 exons. Bases 611 to 1945 code for a protein of 444 amino acids. NCBI's taxonomy places the organism in Eukaryota, Metazoa, Chordata, Mammalia, Pilosa, Megalonychidae. The record is from RefSeq and is a predicted model, not a curated record.